CACGUUUAUAGGAUGCUCCUCAAAAUUCAAAAUAAUAGGCCCCCCUCGAUUCCCAAGGCUCAACACAAGAACUCUCCAUCGCCAACAGCCUUUGAACGUCCUUCCUUUGUUCAAACUAGUCCAAAUCCAACUUUGACCCUCUUUCUCUUUCUCCACUUGAUAAAUAAUCCUUCCAUUUUCCCUCUCCCUUCUUCACCAAACCCCUUUGUAAAAACAUGCCAGACAAAAAACCGUCCCUGUUGUUGCUAAUAUUGUUUGUUGUUCCUCUGUUUUUCCCGGCUGUUAGUUCUAUCGGUGUUAACUAUGGCACACUAGGGAACAACCUUCCCCCGCCAGCUCAAGUUGCUCAGUUUCUCAAAGACAAGACCGUAAUCGACCGCAUCAAAAUCUUCGACAUUAACCCAGACAUCCUUCGAGCCUUCGCUAACACAGGAAUCUCAGUUACCGUCACUGUUCCAAACGGAGAGAUCCCCAACCUCUUGGAUAUCAGCUAUGCUCGCCGGUAUAUCGACGCCAACAUUAAACCCUUUUACCCACAAACAAAGAUUGAUGUUAUUCUUGUGGGAAAUGAAGUCCUCCACUGGGACGGACCAGAUAUCCAGAUGAAGCUGGUUCCUGCUAUGAAAACCUUUUACCAAGCUCUUGGUCAGUCCGGGUUAAAGGAUAUCAAGGUCUCCUCUCCUCAUUCUCUUGGUAUCCUUUUAAGAUCCAACCCACCUAGCGCCGCGAGGUUUAGGCCUGGUUGGGAUGUGGGUAUUCUGGCCCCUAUGCUCCAAUUCUUGCGCGAGACUAAAGGACCUUUUAUGGUAAACCCUUACCCAUACUUUGGGUACAACCCAAAACAGGAGGACUUCCUUUUAUUCAGGAAAAACAAAGGUGUCUACGACAGGUUCUCUAAGAAAUGGUACACAAACUCGUUCGACAUGCUGUUAGAUGCGGUGUAUAUGUCUAUGGUAAGGCUUAAAUACCCAGAUGUAGAGAUUGUUGCGGCGGAGACAGGAUGGCCAUCUCAGGGUGAGUCAUAUGAGCCUCAAUGUACGGUGGAAAAUGCGGCUUCUUACAAUGGUGGGCUGUUGAGGAAGUACAACUCUGGGACAGGGACGCCAUUGAUGCCGCACAGGAAGAUUGAGACAUACAUAUUCGGAUUGUUCAACGAGAACACUAAACCCGGUUCAACUGCUGAGAGGAAUUUCGGAUUGUUCCGCCCGGAUUUCACCCCGGUUUACAAUAUUGGAGUCUUGAAAGGAGAGCAGGCUCAACCAACACCAGCAUUGCCCGCGCCAAGAAAUGGCAGUGGCAACAAAGGGCAACCAACAUCACCAGUAGGACCAGCAGAGAGCAAAAAAUUCUGCAUGCCGAAAGCCGAGGCUACGGAUACACAAUUACAAUCCAACAUAAACUAUGUGUGCAGCCAAGGAGUGGAUUGCACCCCAAUUCAAGCCGGAGGUCCCUGCUUUAGUCCCAACACUAUUAGAUCUCACGCUGCCUUUGCCAUGAAUUCUUACUACCAAAGGGAGGGCCGCAAUGCAUUCAAUUGUGACUUUGCCGGUACUGGUGUCGUCGCCUCUGCCGAUCCAAGUUAUGGCACAUGCAAAUUCCAAUCUUGAAUGUACGUGUGCAUCUGAAGAAGAUUUUUCAACUAUUCCUACAUUUGAAGGAUUAGUUUUAACAUAUAAUCUUUAUGUUCAUGUACUUUGGUUUCCUCAAAUUAAUCUAAUUGUAUUGGUGUAAAAUGUGUUCCUAUGCUAUACUUGUAUCAUUUAUUUAAUUUGCCCACUUAAUUUCCCGUAUUCUCUCUGUUUUUAACAUGAAGAAAGAUCUAGAUUUGGUGACUACGUACCGGUUAAAAGGAUCUAAGGAAGGAGGUCAAUCUUUGAACUUGUGAAA
Nicotiana attenuata is the source of this 1887-nucleotide messenger RNA. RefSeq names its product glucan endo-1,3-beta-glucosidase-like. Bases 216 to 1607 code for a protein of 463 amino acids. Gene Ontology annotation, molecular function: hydrolase activity, hydrolyzing O-glycosyl compounds. The record is from RefSeq and is a predicted model, not a curated record. Gene Ontology annotation, cellular component: plasma membrane. NCBI's taxonomy places the organism in Eukaryota, Viridiplantae, Streptophyta, Magnoliopsida, Solanales, Solanaceae. The transcript is spliced from 3 exons. Gene Ontology annotation, biological process: carbohydrate metabolic process.